AGGCUUUUUUCUGCCUGAGAUUUCUGGUUCUCUCUUUUCACUAUGGCUCGCACCAAGCAGACGGCCCGCAAGUCCACCGGCGGCAAGGCCCCGCGCAAGCAGCUGGCCACCAAGGCCGCCCGCAAGAGCGCCCCGGCCACCGGCGGCGUGAAGAAGCCGCACCGCUACCGGCCCGGCACCGUGGCGCUGCGCGAGAUCCGGCGCUACCAGAAGUCGACCGAGCUGCUGAUCCGCAAGCUGCCGUUCCAGCGCCUGGUGCGCGAGAUCGCGCAGGACUUCAAGACCGACCUGCGCUUCCAGAGCUCGGCCGUGAUGGCGCUGCAGGAGGCCUGCGAGGCCUACCUGGUGGGUCUGUUCGAGGACACCAACCUGUGCGCCAUCCACGCCAAGCGGGUCACCAUCAUGCCCAAGGACAUCCAGCUGGCCCGCCGCAUCCGCGGGGAGAGGGCGUAAGAAGGCUCGUGAGUGCUACGCUGAACCCAAAGGCUCUUUUCAGAGCCACCC
Messenger RNA from Peromyscus leucopus (white-footed mouse), 504 nucleotides. RefSeq names its product histone H3.1. Lineage: Eukaryota; Metazoa; Chordata; Mammalia; Rodentia; Cricetidae. Bases 43 to 453 code for a protein of 136 amino acids. Gene Ontology annotation, molecular function: structural constituent of chromatin; DNA binding; protein heterodimerization activity. The transcript has a single exon. Gene Ontology annotation, cellular component: nucleosome. The record is from RefSeq and is a predicted model, not a curated record.